AUGUCGCUCUUUGCCCCACGACCGAUGGAGGAGCGGGCCUCUGUUAUCCUCCCUACCGUAACCUGCUCGUCUUGCUCGGCCCCCAUCCCAUUGUCAAGCCUGACGGAGCACGUCUGCCGCCCUCCAUCAGCCCAAGCGCAGCAACGGGCCCAACCCCGGCAACCGCCCAAGCUCGCUCAAAUCACCAUACCUCCAGUGGAAUAUGGCCGGGCUGGACCCUCUUACCGCGGUCCCCCCUCCUUCGGGUCCGAGCCCUCUCCCUCAUUCAAGCGACCCUUUGCCAACUCGCCCGCGUCAUCCAGCGCAUCCCCCACGUCCCUCAACAUCCCUCUCCACAAUCCCUCGCCCGCGACCCUCCAGGCUCCCAGUCCGGCUUUCGGCGCCCCUUCGCCACGCACACCAUCCCCUACCAAUCCAUUCUUCCCGCACAACUCGCCCGCGCCAGAACCAGUCAUCGUCCACGGUCUCGGGCUGGGAGUGGGCAAGGCGCAAGGUCCCUUCCCGACCGACGCGCCAUUACCGCCGGGAGUGCAGAUGGACCCGAUGGCGUCAGCGCCGGAUAUGAUGAGCGGUGGAAAUGCGGGUAUGGCGGGCGUGGGACGCAGAGCGUUCGCUGCUGCUGCGUGGGGCGUACGGGCAGGCGUGGCGAUGGCGCAAGCACCGCAGCGGGCGCGGCAGCAGGAGAUGCCCUCGGCGCCCCAAUUGCCUUCUCAAGCUUUUCCUCUCGCUCACCCACAUCGCGGUCCAUCGCCCCAACCCGGUCCACCACCUCAUCGCGGCCCGACACCCGUCCCGACCCACACACAACCACCGCCGCCAGCCCAGAGGGGACCGUCACCCAUACCGCCCCAUUCGCGCGUCAUGUCCCCUUCACUCUCAGAAGAGGGUUCGUCUUACUUUGAGCGGCAACCCACAUUGGCUAGCGGACCCCAGUCUGCUGGCCCAGCACGCGAACCACCGCUCCUCCCGCGCGCACCACUCUCGCAGCGUCCGCGCGGUCAGACACUCCCAAGCCCUACCGAAUCUACCGUCCCUUCUCAGUCACACAUCCCCAUUCCGCUCAUCCGGAAAGACUCUGCUUCGCCCCACCUCGGCCGGCAGAACUCGUUCGACUCGGCCACUUCCUCCCACCUUACCGGAUCGCCCGCCGCGGAGUCCAUCUCGCAGCUCAUCCGAGCGCGCCAGGCAUCGGGAGAUCAGCCAAAAGCCACCAACAAGGCCUUCUUUGACCGGUACAAGGCGAUGGUGGCUACCUCGUCCGGCUCGUCCACUCCGUCCGGCGGUACCGCAUCGCCUAUGCUGGGCUUCGGUCCUAGCCUGUCUCGGCGGAGCUCGGAGGACAAGGUCCAAAUCACAGACAGUCCGGAGCCUCACCAGUCCCCGCUAUCCGAGGAGGACGACGAUGAGUCUGCUCUCCCGUGGGCUCGACCUGGACUCGCCGACUCGCCGGAAAUCCAGCACCUCCCCAAACUCACCAAAGGCCCCACGGCACCGGCGAGUCAGCUCCGGCGGCACCGGCCGGCGCAGAGCGAGGGGUCGAGCAAUUCAUCCUCUAUGAAUUCGCGGAGAGGCGGGGCGAGCGUCGAGUCGGAAGAGGUGGUGACGCCCAGUGCGUCCUGGGAGGGGAUUGCGGAGCAGCGGGAUGCGCGGUCAGGCUUGAAUAUCGGCGUGGAGGUCAGGGAGAGGCUGGAGCAGAUUGAGGAGGAUGAGAGUGAGGGCGAGAGACUGCUUUUUGGCGGCGGAGGACAUCACGACCACAAACACGGCCACGCCCACUCACACGGCCUCAAACCGUCCGCUUCGAACGGGACACUCGCUUCGGCCGCUUCGGCACUGUACGACGUCCAUUCCCGCGCCAACACUGCACCCGAGCGACGCGGAUCUUCCUCCGCCUCGGCCACGUCCUCACAGCGCCGCACCAAGACUUGCGUGAAAUGCAACGAGGUCGUUGGCGGUACGAAACGCUUUGUCGAGCGGGACGGGGUCGUUCUUUGCGAAAAGGACUGGAAGAAGCUGUACCUUCCCUCUUGCCGGCGGUGUCAGCUGCCCAUUGAGAAGAGUGCGGUGUCAUCCUCGGAUGGGCAAUUGAAGGGGAAAUGGCAUCGCGCGUGCUUUACGUGUACGAGCUGCGAUAGGCCAUUUGAGGGUGAUAGCUUUUAUGUGCAUGGUGGGAAACCAUGGUGCCAGUACCAUUAUCACGAGGAGAAUGGCUCUCUUUGCGCCGCACCCACCUGCCGGAAACCUAUCGAAGGCGCCUGCGUUCUCACCCCCGAUAUGCAGCGCUUCCACCCCUCUCACCUCACAUGCGACCACGCCGGACCCUCAGGCACGAAAAAGUGCCGGGAGAACAUGGACGAGUACUAUGAAGUGGGGAAACAACGGUUCUGCGAGCGGCAUGUAGGGGAUGCACUACGGAAGGGAGGGAAGGGCGGAGCAGUCGAUAUGGGACGGGCGGAGAAGAGGCGGACGAAAUUGGUUGAUAUGAGUGGUGCGGGAGGGGCAGGGUUUGGGCUUGGGUUUGGGGGAUCGGCGGGGCUGGGAGCGAGUGGGUUGAGAUGA
Molecule: messenger RNA, 2559 nt
Organism: Dioszegia hungarica
Lineage: Eukaryota; Fungi; Basidiomycota; Tremellomycetes; Tremellales; Bulleribasidiaceae
Exons: 2
Coding region: 1-2559 (852 amino acids)
Cellular component (GO): nucleus; Z disc
Molecular function (GO): transcription coregulator activity
Source: RefSeq, a predicted model, not a curated record